Molecule: messenger RNA, 1465 nt
Organism: Erythranthe guttata (spotted monkey flower)
Lineage: Eukaryota; Viridiplantae; Streptophyta; Magnoliopsida; Lamiales; Phrymaceae
Product: protein COBRA
Biological process (GO): cellulose microfibril organization; plant-type cell wall cellulose biosynthetic process
Cellular component (GO): plasma membrane
Source: RefSeq, a predicted model, not a curated record
ACACCCUAUAUUUCUCUCUCUCUUAAGAUCAACAAAAUCUGAUUAUUGGAGAAAUGGGACUCUGCUUCAGAUCAAUGCUGCUGCUGUUUUUCUUGUUUUCUUGCGCCACCUUUACUUCAAUAGAAGCCUACGACGCGCUCGAUCCCAACGGAAAUAUCACGAUAAAUUGGGAUAUUAUAACUUGGACAGGCAACGGCUACACCGCAGUUGUCACAAUAUCCAAUUUCCAAAAAUAUCGCCACAUUCAAGCGCCAGGGUGGACACUCGGGUGGACAUGGGCGAAAUCGGAGGUGAUUUUGACCAUGGCUGGCGGUCAAACAACCGAGCAAGGAGAUUGUUCGAGAUUCCAAGGCUCUAACAUCCCGCAUUGUUGUAAGAAAGAUCCAACGGUUGUGGAUUUAUUACCCGGAACCCCUUACAACCAACAGAUUGCUAAUUGCUGCAGAGGAGGAGUCAUUGACUCCUUUGCCCAAGAUCCUCCGGCUCAUUCCGCCAGCUCAUUCCAGCUCACAGUCGGCGAAGCGGGGACCACUAAUACAACGGUUGACCUUCCGAAGAAUUUCACUCUCAAGGCACCGGGCCCUGGUUAUACUUGCGGGCCCGCGGAAAUAGCCAUGCCCACUAAAUUCAUCUCUCAAGAUGGACGAAGGGCUACGCAAGCUAUGAUGACGUGGAAAGUUAAGUGUACGUAUUCGCAGUUUCUGGCUCAGAAAAUUCCGAGCUGUUGCGUUUCUAUGUCGGCGUUUUACAGUCACGAGAUUGUGCCUUGCCCGAAAUGCGCUUGUGGAUGCAUGAAUAACCUUACUCAGCCAGGAAGCUGCGUCGAUCCAAAUUCGCCGUAUAUCGAAACAGUUGUUUCGGCUCGUAAGAAGGCGAAUAAUUUGGAUCCACUGGUCCAAUGCACCAGCUUCAUGUGCCCGAUUCGAGUUCAUUGGCACGUGAAGCAAAACUACAAGGAGUACUGGCGUGUGAAAGUCACAAUAUCAAAUUUCAACUAUAGGAUGAAUUACACAAAUUGGAAUUUAGUCGUACAACACCCGAACUUCGAUAAUCUCACACAAGUAUUCAGCUUUAACUACAAAUCCUUGAGUCCUUACCCAACUAUAAAUGAUACUGCAAUGUUAUAUGGAGUGAAGUUUUAUAACGAUUUUUUAAAUCAAGCGGGCCCGCUCGGAAACGUGCAGUCGGAGCUUCUAUUCAGAAAGGAGUCGAGUUUCAGUUUCGAAAAGGGUUGGGGUUUCCCGAGAAGAGUAUACUUCAACGGUGACAACUGUGUUAUGCCGCCUCCUGAUAAAUAUCCGUCUCUACCGAAUUCCGGUUUACGAGAAAAUAUCCCGGUGCUUAUGAUACUGAUUUCGCUGUUAUUUUCUUUGUAAUUAUUUCAAUUUGCAUGAUGUGUUAAUAGGAAUAUUAUACAUCAAUCAUCAUCAAACAGUGCAGUUUUUGUUUCAAAAAUAAUUAUAAA